GCUGCCCUGGGGCUCCGCCCUCCUGCGGCCGGAGUGCGGCGGCGCAGCUCGCAAACCCGGCGGCGGCGUGCGGGGAUGGCUGCCGUAGCGGCGAGUGCGGGCCGCCUGUGGAGGCUGCGCGCGGCCGGGGCCGAGGGACCCUGGCGCCGGCUGUGCGGUGCGGGGCCGCUGCGGGGCUUCCUGCAGCCCGCCUCGGCCGGCGGGGACGCGGCCCCGAGGCGGCAGGUGGCUCACUUCACUUUCCAGCCCGACCCGGAGUCCCAGGAGUUCGGACAAACUCAGAAAAUGAACCUUUUCCAGGCAAUAACAAGUGCUUUGGAUAACUCAUUGGCCAAAGAUCCUACUGCAGUAAUAUUUGGUGAAGAUGUUGCCUUUGGUGGAGUCUUUAGAUGUACCGUUGGCUUGCGAGACAAGUAUGGAAAAGAUAGAGUUUUUAACACCCCAUUGUGUGAACAAGGAAUUGUUGGAUUUGGGAUUGGAAUUGCAGUCACUGGUGCUACUGCCAUUGCAGAAAUUCAGUUUGCAGAUUAUAUUUUCCCAGCUUUUGAUCAGAUUGUUAAUGAAGCCGCCAAGUAUCGAUAUCGCUCUGGGGAUCUUUUUAAUUGUGGAAGCCUCACCAUCCGUUCCCCUUGGGGCUGUGUUGGCCAUGGGGCUCUCUACCAUUCUCAGAGUCCUGAAGCUUUUUUUGCCCACUGCCCGGGAAUCAAGGUGGUUAUACCCAGAAGCCCUUUCCAGGCCAAGGGACUUCUUUUGUCAUGCAUAGAGGAUAAAAAUCCUUGUAUAUUUUUUGAACCUAAAAUACUUUACAGGGCAGCAGUGGAACAGGUUCCCGUGGAACCGUACAACAUCCCCCUGUCCCAGGCCGAGGUCAUACAGGAAGGGAGUGAUGUUACUCUAGUUGCCUGGGGCACUCAGGUUCAUGUGAUCCGAGAGGUGGCUUCCAUGGCUCAAGAAAAGCUUGGAGUGUCUUGUGAAGUCAUUGAUCUGAGGACUAUACUACCUUGGGAUGUGGAUACAGUUUGUAAGAUGCUUGGAAAUGAAUCUUCUUGGUCACAUUUUAUCUGUGCUUUCAACUUUAAUAGAUAUUUUCAAAAUGUUCUGCAAUAUGGUGGUACCAUUUACACACUCACCAGCAGCAUGUGAAAUGUUCUGUCCUGAUGAAACGGAUUGUGUGAAAUGGUAUUCUACUGGGUUCAAGUUGGCAUUUCCAUAAUUACUAAUGAAGUUAAACAUCUUUUUAUAAGUGUAUUAGCCAUUAUGGAUCCUCUUCUAUAAAUUCUCUACCAUUUUUCUAUUGGCAAAAAAUAAAAUUUAAAAAUCAAUUUGUGGAGUUCUUUA
Messenger RNA from Eptesicus fuscus (big brown bat), 1338 nucleotides. It is a transcript of the gene BCKDHB, whose product is annotated as branched chain keto acid dehydrogenase E1 subunit beta. The transcript has 9 exons. The coding region runs from base 76 to 1143 and encodes 355 amino acids. Gene Ontology annotation, molecular function: catalytic activity. Gene Ontology annotation, biological process: branched-chain amino acid catabolic process; response to nutrient. The record is from RefSeq and is a predicted model, not a curated record. NCBI's taxonomy places the organism in Eukaryota, Metazoa, Chordata, Mammalia, Chiroptera, Vespertilionidae.